ACAUGUUUACGGUCUGUAAAUUUACGAACAUGUGCCGUAGGUGAAGAAUGGGAAAAACUAAAUUGCAGCUAGCGAAAAAAAAGAAAAGCAAGAAACGAAAGUUAGGAAUUGAAGAAAAACCUAUUUUUAUGCAUAGUGAGUUUGAUGGUUUAGCGAAUUGGUUACAAAUACAAAAAGUUAUCGAAAGCACGAAAGAGAAACGGUCUGAAAAGGUUUCAGAUUCCGCCAAGAAAGAAUUUGUUUCAAGAAAAUAUAAACGUUUUAAGUGGCAUAGUAAAGGCUCUGUUGACUCUAUAAAUGUUACUUCAUCUUCAGAAUCUGUGUCUUUAUCCAUGUCAUCACUUCAGAAAAGUAUGGAUGUGAAAACAUCUCACAGUGAUGACGAAGCUCAAAGUAAACUCAUAAAAUCUGAGAAAGUGUCUCCAGAAAAAGAAAUACAUUCUAAGAAAGUGCCUCCAAACUCUGACAAAAAAAUUUCCAAAAUGGAAAAAAAAGAUUCCACUCCAUUUGCUUUCCAUUUUGAAAAAAGUGAUUUAUCAUCAAACUGUACACAGAAUUCCAAAGUAAAUGGGAUAGAUGAAAAAGACAAACCACGGCUUACAAAAGCUGUAGCAAUAGAUUGUGAAAUGGUUGGAGCUGGUCCAAAUGGUGAAGAUUCUAUAUUGGCUCGUGUAUCCAUUGUUAAUGCGUUUGGAGAAUGCAUAUAUGAUGAAUUUGUGAAACCAACUGAGAAAGUAACUGAUUACAGAACUCAUGUUAGUGGUAUCCGACAAGCUGACUUAUUAAAAGGCAAAGAUCUUUCUGAAGUUCAAAAAGAUGUUGAUAGUAUAAUUGAUGGAAGAAUAGUUGUUGGACAUGCUUUGAAGCAUGAUUUCAAAGUUUUGUUCCUCGGUCAUCCUCACUUUUUAAUUAGGGAUACUUCACGUUAUAAGCCUUUUCGUGAUAAAUGUGGCAGUAGAACUCCAUCUUUGAAAAAACUGACUGACAAAUUUCUUGGUUGUAAGAUACAGACAGGAGAACAUAAUUCAGUUGAAGAUGCUCGAGCUGCUAUGCUGCUGUAUUUACAAAAUAAACGUGAAUGGGAAAAGCAAAUGAGAAGGAAGAAACCAAAGAAAAGGCAGUCUUCAGAAGUCCAAAAAGCAUCUUGAUUUAAAUUUAUAGAUAUAACUAAAAGAUGUAAAUAAUAUAUUUUUUCAAAGUGUUUUUAUUUACUUUGUCCAACUUGUUUUUAUUUUACUUGUUUACUUCUUGAAAACUGAAUACUUUUUUCAAGAACAUUUAAAAAUAUUUUGAGCUUUCACCUGCUUAUAGAAGGUAAAGAAGGAAACUGCUGUACCUUGUAUGCUGAUAUGAAGGGUGAGGGGCAGGUAUUUUAAAUAUAUAACAUUCUGUGUGGUCUCUAUGAUACUCACCAUCAUGAGUUCACCAUCAAAAUUAUUCUGUACACAUUAUAUGACUAGCCUGUUCAUUUAUAAAGUAUUGCCUGCUUAUUAAAAACUGAUUGAUGCUUAUUAAAAACAACCUUUCAAAUUAACUCUUAAGUAUGCAUCAGAAAAUUUUGGGGGGGUUUCUGAAGUUUUAUAUUUUGGAACUUUUUUAAAGAAUAACAAAAACUAAGGUAGAAGAUAAUUAUGCUAAUUUAUAAAAUGUGCUUUACAAAUGAUGAAUAUGAAUAUAUAUAUAUAUAUUUUACAGAGGCAGCAGUUUUAAUUCUUGGCAUUCUUGUAAUAUCUUGCAUGAUUUGAUAAGAUAUUGACAAGGACAUAAAUUUCUUUUGGUGGACUCCAGUCCCCAGAUUUUAAUGUUAACAAUCAUCUUGCUGUGUAUUUUUAUGAUAAAGUGUAUGCAUUGUCUUUAACUACUGUCAUAUUGGAAUCAAAGUCCUUGUUGUCAUCUUAUCUUUUCAAAAAGGAUUAACUUACACGAAUAGGUAGCUAAAAGCAGACAUCACCCACGUAGCUCUGACUGUCUUGAAUUUAAAGAUGGGGAGCGUCAUCUAAAGGCAUCUGAAUUCUUUGUGCAACUCAGAGAGGAGCCAUAUCUGGAAUAUAUGGAGGUUUUGACCCCCCCCCAUAAAGUUCUUUUUAGUGAAAAAGAAUGGUCAGUGAAAUUUUUUCUUGGCUAGUGCACAGAUAUCAUUGAAUUGCUCUCCCUGAUUGUUAGAGGAUUGGCGAGAAAUUUGGUUCUGAUAAUUUGCAGAAGCUUGUGAGGAGAUCUCUUCCAUAGCUUAGGAGAUGUUUUCAGAAUGUACGGUAGGGUGGAGUGAAAAAAAUAAAAUUUAUAUUAUUGAAAUGCACUGGUACUAAAAAAAUGUGUAUUGACUGACAUAUCACUCAUGAUUUUGUUCAAAUUUUUUCUACUUUAUUUUUAUCCCCCCUCCAACAGCCUCGAAAUUGCACAAUUUUGUAAUGGUAGGGAAAAACCAUGAAAGUUUCUAAAAUUGUCGGAUGAAAGCUCAAAAGACUAUUAAGUUGACAAAAGACUAAUUUUAGUAUUGACUAAUAAAUACAUCCCUUGUGAAUUUUUUCAA
Messenger RNA from Stegodyphus dumicola, 2530 nucleotides. RefSeq lists its product as uncharacterized. Gene Ontology annotation, molecular function: 3'-5' exonuclease activity; nucleic acid binding. Lineage: Eukaryota; Metazoa; Arthropoda; Arachnida; Araneae; Eresidae. The record is from RefSeq and is a predicted model, not a curated record. Gene Ontology annotation, cellular component: nucleus. Gene Ontology annotation, biological process: rRNA processing.